Messenger RNA from Acanthamoeba castellanii str. Neff, 252 nucleotides. RefSeq lists its product as uncharacterized. The record is from RefSeq and is a predicted model, not a curated record. NCBI's taxonomy places the organism in Eukaryota, Discosea, Longamoebia, Acanthamoebidae. The transcript has 2 exons. The coding region runs from base 1 to 252 and encodes 83 amino acids.
AUGGACAGCGCAGCCGAAGAGGUCGUGGGGGCCACGGUGGUCACGCGCGAGCUGCCGGUUUACCACAUCGACCUGGACCUGCAGUACGUCGAUGACUCGGCGGUGGAGGACUUUGGCGCGACGCUGGGCAAGUCGCUGUUGAAUGUGGUGUCGUGGACGCUGUCGUCGACGGGCAAGAGCGGCCUCACGCCCGAGCUCCAUCAAGAGCUCGAGGGCAUCUCCAAGUACUACUUACGCACCUCUGCCCCAUGA